CCUCCCCCUCCCCCUCCCCUCGCUCUCCCGGUGUAGGGCGGGCGGGCGCUGCGGCGACCGCGGCUGCUGCUUCCUCGGGCCAUUUUGCUGAGGAGAGACGGGGAGGAGGAGCCGCCGAGGAGACCCGAGCCGAGGAGCGGCGAGCCGGAGGAGGCGGCGGCGGCGCGGGCACGGGCUUUCCUCGAUCGCGGGGAUCUCCAGGGGCGAAGGGAUCGCCGGGGAGCGGGACCGGAGAGCCGCGCCUGCCGCGCGGCGCGCCCCUUCCCGCCCCCUGCACCAUGAGCUGGGGCACCGAGCUCUGGGAUCAAUUUGACAACUUAGAAAAACACACACAGUGGGGAAUUGAUAUUCUUGAGAAAUACAUCAAAUUCGUAAAGGAAAGGACAGAGAUUGAACUCAGCUAUGCAAAGCAACUCAGGAAUCUUUCGAAGAAAUACCAACCUAAAAAGAACUCAAAGGAGGAAGAAGAAUACAGGUACACGGCGUGUAAGGCUUUCCUUUCCACCCUGAACGAGAUGAAUGACUACGCGGGGCAGCACGAAAUUAUCUCCGAGAACAUGACCUCUCAGAUCACGGUGGAGUUAGCACGCUAUGUCCAGGAACUGAAGCAGGAGAGGAAAUCGCACUUUCAUGAAGGACGGAAGGCACAGCAGCAUAUAGAGACUUGCUGGAAGCAACUAGAAUCAAGCAAAAGGCGAUUUGAGCGGGACUGCAAAGAGGCCGACCGAGCCCAGCAGUACUUUGAGAAAAUGGAUGCUGACAUAAACGUUACAAAAGCAGAUGUCGAAAAGGCACGACAACAAGCUCAACUCCGUCACCAGAUGGCAGAGGACAGCAAAGCAGAUUACUCAUCAAUUCUUCAGAAAUUCAACCAUGAGCAGCAUGAAUAUUACCACACUCACAUUCCCAACAUCUUUCAGAAAAUACAAGAGAUGGAGGAGAGGAGGAUAGGGAGAAUUGGAGAAUCAGUCAAGACGUAUGCUGAACUGGACCGGCAGGUGAUUCCAAUCAUUGGGAAAUGCUUGGAUGGAAUAGUAAAGGCAGCCGAGUCAAUUGACCCGAAAAAUGAUUCACAGCUGGUAAUAGAAGCUUAUAAGUCUGGGUUCGAGCCUCCCGGAGACAUUGAAUUUGAGGAUUUCACUCAGCCGAUGAAGCGUACCGUGUCCGACAACAGCCUUUCGAAUUCCAGAGGAGACGGCAAAUCAGAGCUCAAAUUUGGGGGCAAAUCCAAAGGAAAGUUAUGGCCGUUCAUCAAAAAAAACAAGCUUGUGUCCCUUUUGACAUCCCCCCAUCAGCCUCCCCCUCCCCCUCCUGCCUCUGCCUCACCCUCUGCUGUUCCCAACGGCCCCCAGUCUCCCAAGCAGCAAAAGGAACCCCUCUCCCAUCGCUUCAACGAGUUCAUGACCUCCAAACCCAAAAUCCACUGCUUCAGGAGUCUAAAGCGUGGGCUUUCUCUCAAGCUGGGGGCGACACCGGAAGAUUUUAGCACUCCCCCCGAACAGAGAAGGAAAAAGCUGCAACAGAAAGUCGACGAAUUAAAUAAAGACAUUCAAAAGGAGAUGGAUCAAAGAGAUGCCAUCACAAAAAUGAAGGACGUCUACCUAAAGAAUCCACAGAUGGGAGACCCCGCCAGUCUGGAUCACAAAUUAGCAGAAGUCGGCCAAAACAUAGAAAAACUGAGACUAGAGGCCCAGAAAUUUGAGGCCUGGCUGGCCGAGGUGGAGGGCCGGCUCCCGGCACGCAGCGAUCAGGCCCGCCGGCAGAGUGGGAUGUACGACCUGCAGAACCCACCUGCGGUCAACAACUGCGCGCAAGACCGGGAGAGCCCGGAUGGCAGUUACACGGAGGAGCAGAGCCAGGAGGGUGAGGUGAAGGUGCUGACCACGGAUUUCGAUGACGAGUUUGACGACGAGGAGCCCCUUCCUGCCAUAGGGACCUGUAAAGCCCUCUACACGUUCGAAGGUCAGAACGAAGGAACCAUCUCGGUGGUGGAGGGGGAAACACUGUACGUGAUCGAGGAGGACAAAGGCGACGGGUGGACCCGCAUCCGCAGAAACGAGGAUGAAGAGGGCUACGUCCCCACGUCAUACGUCGAAGUCUAUUUGGACAAAAAUGCCAAAGAUUCCUAAAGGUGGUUCCGGGAGCCAGAGCCUCGGGUGAGCCCUCCCAGGAGAAACCCUUCGGUCCGCUUGCCUCCACAGGCCUGGGCACCCGGGGAACAGACCGCCUGGGGCUGGGCUGGCACAGUGUGGCCCUCGGAACCUCCGCCUGAAGUGACGUCCCCACGCCGUGCAGCGCUUGCCUUUUUCGCUCUUUGUUUCUUUCUUUCUUUUUUUUUUUGACAGCAUGUUCCUCGUGGCCCAGCUCCUCCCCUGGCCCAGGGCGGCCACCUCUGCAGGUGGCAGGUCUGUCCCUGUCCUGGUCCCCCAGCCCUCACGCGUGGUCCCUCCUUCCCCAGGGGCCGUGCCUCGGCCCUCAGUCCACCGGGCGCAUCCCGGCCCGUCCAGGGUUCACACUGUGCCUUUUGCAAAAACUUUGCCACUGGUCUCCUGGGGAGACCAACAGAAUCUGACAAGGAGGGCCGGGCCUGCGCCAGGGUGACUGGGCGCCCCGGUCCCCGAUGUGCUCCCGUUAGAAAAUACUCGUCUCUUCCCAAGGCCUGUGAGGAGCCAGGGGUCCCUUUCUGACUGUGGGUCCUCACCUCUUACUAAACGUUGGCCCUUGCAGCGUUUCCCGGCCUGAGAGUGUCCGUGGAGCGCACACACACACACACACACACAUGCACACACACAUGCUGUUUGGGCUCUGUCUGGAAGAGUCCACCCCGGAAGUCAAAUUCCAGCUUUUGUAAAAAGACCAAAAACAUAUACGUAAAAUUCCAGCUCUUGGGCCAGCGCCGCAGUCUUGCCCGUGUCCACCUUCCAUGGGGUCAAGGAAGGUGCCAGCCCACUUCGCCCCGAGGUCCCCCUGUUCGCGGGAAGGGCAGCUCGUGACCGAGCGUCUCAGCUCUGCAUUAGCUCAUUGCCAAGGGCAAACGCCCCCCCUUUCCACCAUCUCCAACUCCCGAGUCGUAGCGUUCUAGUGCUUUCCUCACCAAAGACCCCCUGCUUCUCGUGGUCCCAUCAAGUGAUCGUGUGGUUGGAGCGUCUGCAUUUUACCACGUGCUCUCCGGGCCACGCGGAAUUCAUCGAGUUUGGUUUUGAGCUAAAUUUCCUUCCUCUUACGGAUCUUUGAGGAAACGUGAGGUCAUGGAGCCCGUGGCCACUCAUGCCUUAGAGUCGCUUCUCUCCUUUCCUGGUGCAGAAACAGUCAAGGGAGAUCCUUGGCUGUGAGUUUCUGGAACACGAUGCCGUCAGAAGCCCAGCGAUGCACCUGGGCGUCUUUCUCCUUUUGUUCGGCUUUCGGUAACCACGCGGUCACCUGGGGGACGCCCAGGGCUCCCCAAUACUUGCGACUCUAAGACCAGGUCUUAGAGGAGCCCAAGGGACAGGGACAGAAAGGACAGGUCCUGAGGGUUGGGCCUUCGUUCAGGGGUAGGAAAAGGGUUCCUUUCAGCAAACCCCAGGGUUGACCACACUCCAGCCUCCGGGAGCGGCUCAGUUAACCCUGGUUGGCAAGAGACCACCAGCCAGCGAACGCCAGGAACAAACAGGGGAAGAGGAAGUGGCUUCCGAUUCGAGCAAGCGAGCCUGAAUUCUCUUUCACUCUUUCUUCCCCAGCCGUGGGCAUCUGGGCACUGCUCCAUCAGCACCUCCGGGGGUGGGGUGGGGGGGGCCCAUCCUCGCAUGCUCCUCGGUUGAGAGAAGACCAUCUUGGCUGAUGACAGUGAAGCCAGGAGGCCAAAAGGCGAGUAGAGUCAGGGCCUCACCUGUGUCCCUGCAAACCAGCAGGGGCGCGGUCCCUACGGGCCGUCCCAGUGGCCCCACCAAAGGCUCCUCUGUCAGUGGGGUGGCCAGAUGUCUCCAGGAACUUCUGAAUUUCACCAAGUCAAGCUGCCCACUCUCCACUCCACAAGGAUGCUAAAUGUUUUUUUUUUUUUUUUAAAUCUGAUUUUAGAACCUCGGUAAUGCAUGUGCAUUGCGUCUUUCCUAUUAGGGGCCAGGAUAGAUUAAUGUUUUCCAACAUAGAGGAAAAGAUAUAAGCGCAGUAAUUUGUUCUUUUUGGUGUCCAUUAAACCCAAUAUAGAGUAUGCUGGUAUCCUCUUGUGUUCCCUGUGCCUUUUUUUUUUUUUUUUUCUCUCCUGUACCACUUGCGUCCAAAAAGGAAUGGAUAACAAGUGCUUUUCAAUGUUAACUUUGGUAUUUACUUCUCCACCGUCUGUGUGGCAAUGGGGAGAGGGCAGGCCUGUAUCAGCUGAGCUUAUUAGAGGAAAUAAGUUAUUAUAGGAUAGUUGAGAUAUUACCAUUUUCUCUGGGAAUCCUACUGUGAAAUCAUCUAUAUAUUAUUACGGAGCAGUUCACUUAGAGUAGAACCUGGAAUUUCUCACGUGCUUCUCAGCCCUCCCUCGUCUCCGCUGCCCGUCAUUUCUCCUCCGAUGCUAGAACAUUGUUGUAAGAAUGACUCAUUUUUUUGAAGAAGCUGCCCUUAAAAUAACUUAAAAAAAAAAAGAGAGAGAGAGGAACUUGUCAUUUACCCAAUUUUUCCUUUGCAGGAUGGAAAGCAAGAAAAAGGCAUGGGAAGUUGUAAUGGGAUUUUUUUCCUUUGGGUUUUUAUCAGAUCAUCUUGAAGCUUUCAGGUUGUUAGACAGAGGAGCCUGUCUCCCAGCGGUAGCGCGGAGGCCUCUAAGGCCGUUUGGUCACAUCUGUAAUUACUGAGGAAAAGUUAACCGAACAUGAAAAAGUUAUGCUGAUGUUAAGUAUUUUCCCAGAGAAGUCGAUUUCACGCUUCCUAAUGGCUCUGCCUCCUGUGCUUCUGUCAUCAGAAAACCUCUUGAAGAAGUGAUCCAAAUUUCUGUUUUAACCUGAUCUUGGGCAACCGCUAAACUUCAGGGUUUAUUUGUGUGUAUGGCACGAAUUCUACACUUUGGAGGCAUUUCGGUGUUGUGAUGGCCCAUUGCCGUUGUAAAGGUUCUGGAAUGGCCCCUGUGUCUCUGGAGAUGGAAUUAAACCAAAUAAAGUGCUUCCAUUGGAAGGCUUCUAUUGACCUUGUAACUAUCUGUUAAUCCUCUAAAUGUUAAAUAAAAGUAUAACUUCUGGCACGGUUA
Molecule: messenger RNA, 5203 nt
Organism: Sus scrofa (pig)
Lineage: Eukaryota; Metazoa; Chordata; Mammalia; Artiodactyla; Suidae
Source: RefSeq, a predicted model, not a curated record